Messenger RNA from Xyrauchen texanus (razorback sucker), 653 nucleotides. Its product is annotated as male-enhanced antigen 1-like. The transcript is spliced from 4 exons. Bases 121 to 651 code for a protein of 176 amino acids. NCBI's taxonomy places the organism in Eukaryota, Metazoa, Chordata, Actinopteri, Cypriniformes, Catostomidae. Gene Ontology annotation, biological process: spermatogenesis. The record is from RefSeq and is a predicted model, not a curated record.
CGGAAGCAAAUAACAGCUCUACAGACACUCCUCAAAACAUUUGGAGAAAAGGGUUUGGUAGAAGAAACAGUGAAUCCCUCUAUCACAAAUAACGCGUCUCAUAUGGCAGUUUAGUGUUGAAUGGAAGUGGAGAGGGCCCGAGAGAUGGGUCCAGAGAGAAUCUCGCCAAACUCCGAGGAGGAUGUUGCGCAGGAUCGGCCUGUUGACACCGCAGUGCCGGAGGAAUGGAGCGGAGAGGAUAUGGAGGAGGAUGAAGGCAAUGGAGGAUAUUAUUAUCAACCUCUGAAUCAAGACCCAGACGGGAUGAACAGCUCACUCGCAGAGCCAGCUGAUGAAGGAACGACUGCCGAUCAGCUGCAGGACGUCCAGGAAAGAAUAGAGGCCAUGGGUCUGUUCCUGCCCCAGCCUCCUCCACACAGCGAUGAAGAGGAAGACUCUGAAGGAGCUGCUGCCUGUAGUAGCGACACAUCCAUUCCCAUGGAUGCAGAUCACGUUGAGCUGGUGAAAAGGACCAUGGCGGCAAUAAAUUUACCGACAUUUGGGAUUCCACCCUGGGCUCAAGAAAUCUCCGAUGACCAAUGGAAAGACAUGGUCCAGCAGACACUUCAGUCCAGACAAAGCUCUGCAGGCCUGAGACUGGACCGCAAGUGAAA